AUGUCUUUCCUCAUCGAUUCUACUGUCAGAAAAUCUUCGUUCUCUUUCACUCUCGCCCAUGCCAUAUGGAUGCCGCUCAAUGAAGCUAGGACGCCUUGGCCGGCUUUGAUAUUGGCAUUACUUGUAUACAAAAGCCAAUGUGCUCCAGAGCUUUUCUUUCCAAUCAACUCACAGGUACCACCAGUGGCAUAUGUCUCACACCUAUACCACUUCACCUUUUCCCAAGUCACGUUCGUCUCAAAUGCCCCACAGAUUUCAUACUCGAUUUCAAGAAGUCCAGACUGGCUUCAAUUCAACAGCUCGACCAGGACUUUUUCAGGUACCCCAUCUCAACAAGAUGUUGGCUCAACGACCAUGGAGCUCACGGCGGAAGAUGCCAGUGGCCGUUCCAUGAGUCUGGUCACACUCGUGGUGCUUGAGGUUACGGAAUUGUCACGUGAAGAUUCUAUCUUGUCAACCCUCAUGGAGUUUGGACCUGUCUCUCCUCCAUAUACCUUCCUAUUCCAGCCACUAGAACAAUUCGUUCUGACAUUUAAAAAGCAUGUAUUCCAUGGUACGAAUUCGAAUACAAACUAUUAUGCGACAUCUGCCGAUCGAUCUCAUUUGCCUUCGUGGAUUCAAUUCAACGCCGACGAAGUCGCAUAUACUGGCACGACUCCAUCCAUGGCUUCGGUGCGGGCUCCGCCUCACAAUUUUGGAAUUUUGCUCAUCGCAUCCAACGUUCCUGGCUUUGCAGAGGUGGCAGUCGCGUUUCAGAUCACAAUCUCUCUGCGCGUCCUGUCAUGCCGGAACCCCAGCAAUACGCUAGUCGCCGAAGUAGGAGUAUUCUUUCAAACGACGCCACUUCGAGAUAUGCUCCUUCUUGAUGGAUUGCCGAUAUCUGAUUCGCAAAUUGCCAGUGUCAUUCUGCUAGACGCGCCCCCGUGGACACAUCUCGACGAGUCCCUCAUAGCAUUGAGUGGAAUGUCUCCAAUACAUCUCAACACUUCCAUUACUGCGAUGGUCAGCGAUGUCUAUGGGGAUACCACCAAUAUUACCUGGAGAUUGGAAUUCGUGAGGUCUAAAAGUAUUUCUUGGGAGGUUCUUGCCGAGAUCAGCAUAACAGUUGGCACCUAUUUUGAGGAAUCUCUGAUGGUUGGCAAUAAAUGGGACUUUGUUGAGAUUCAAUCAACACCAGAAUGGAUGCAUUUCAACCCUUCAACAAGGUCUCUGUACGGUAAUGUUCCCAAGAAUGCCAGACCUGCAAAAUUCAGUAUAUCAGUAAUACUGACCAACACGACUACGGAAGCUACCUCAGCAAUCCUGAUUGAAUUGACAGCUGAUUAA
Messenger RNA from Exophiala mesophila, 1326 nucleotides. RefSeq lists its product as uncharacterized. The record is from RefSeq and is a predicted model, not a curated record. The coding region runs from base 1 to 1326 and encodes 441 amino acids. The transcript has a single exon. Gene Ontology annotation, molecular function: calcium ion binding. Lineage: Eukaryota; Fungi; Ascomycota; Eurotiomycetes; Chaetothyriales; Herpotrichiellaceae. Gene Ontology annotation, cellular component: membrane.